UGUGGAGAAUUCAGUACUCUCAGAAUGACUGAUCCCAUGCUUGAUCAGAUGACCCGACUCAAGCUCAAGCUGCUGGAGAAGGUCAUUGAUUAUUUGAUUUAUUUAGUUUUUAAAGGUUGGGAUAUCAAAUAAUAAUCUGAUCGUUUACUUUGACAGACAGAAAUGUCAUGUUUUUAACUUAUGAGUGUAACAAAGUGUAGUAAAAGAGGCAAUCUUUUGGAAUGUUGUGAGUUUUGGCUGCACAUGGCCUCUUGUUGGUUAACGUGCUGACUGACUGUCUUCAUGUCCACAGAGACUGGAGAAUGAGAGGGACAACAUGGCAUGUCCACAGAGACUGGAGAAUGAGAGGGACAACAUGGACGGCAGAGCAGAGUCCGUCCUAUCCCCCAGUAAGACUACAAAAUGUUUGAAAAGAAAGCUUGUAAUGAAACGUUGAAGUACAAGCAAACCCUGAUUGUUCGAAUGUGUGUGAGUUUGUGUUGUCUGAUGUUAUUUUAUUCCUAAUUCUGAUUGGCCAGGGAGUUUUGAUGGACAGGCGGAUGCGCUGCACAGCGUGCUUAGACGAAAAAAGGACCUGCUGCAAAGACUGAGGGUAUGACAUCAUUAUUAUUAAGUUAUUUAUCACCAUCACCAUUAUCAUCAUCAUCAAACUCACAUGAUGACUUUAUCUGUGUGUGUGUUGCCUGCAGGAGCAGCACAUGUUGGAGGACCUGAGCAGACCUCACACCUGGGGUGGGACAGGGAGACGAUACCGCCCAGACCUCCUUCCUCCUCCUGCCCCUCUGCCUCCUCCUCCGGCCCCCAUCCAUAUCUACCAGCCUGCCCCUGCACCCCCCGCUCCACCCCCUCCCGCCCCGCCACAGCCCCCACGCAUCAUCCAACAAAUGGUGAGACAAAAAUCCUUCUCUUUCUCUCCCUCUGUCUUCCUCUCUUUCUCGCCCUCUGCUUUUUCUCUCUCUCUAUUACACACAGACAGCUGAUACUAUUUCUCUCUUGGUCUGUAGUUGCCCCAGCAGCCUACUACCUUCAUACAGCAGUUACCACAGCAACAGCCCCUCAUACAACAGAUACCCCCUCCUCAGCCCUACCCUGCACCACGGUCUAGCAGCAUCAAAGAAGGUAAACACACACACAAAUGCGGCUACUUGUGUGUGUGUGUGUGUGUGCAUAAUGUUCAUUUUCAUGUAUGUGUGUGUGUUAGACAUGGUGGAGCUGAUGUUGAUGCAGAAUGCUCAGAUGCAUCAGAUCGUUAUGCACAACAUGAUGCUGAAAGCAAUACCUCCCAUGGCCCUGUCACCCCCUAACCCAGGACAAGUCAGUAUCACACACACCCACAUCAUUUGUCACCCACAUACCCAAGAUCAUGCCUUUUUGGAUUUGUUAUUUUAUUUAUUACUUUUUUUAUCUUGAUGUUGCCCUCAUCCAGGAUGUUGUUGUGAGGUCAGUGGUCAAACCAAGAGGAAAUGCCGUCCACCACCACCAUUACAGCCCCCAGGCCCAAUCGCUCCCUCCCAUUGGCUAUCCCAUGUGGCCCUCGAUGAUGUCAUCACUACCUGAAGGGCAGGGCGGGGCUCAUAUGCCGUCCGUGCAGCAUGUGACCGGCCCCAUCACGUUGCCCCCACUCAACAUGUAUUAG
Coregonus sp. 'balchen' is the source of this 1636-nucleotide messenger RNA. The record is from the annotation of a GenBank genome assembly. NCBI's taxonomy places the organism in Eukaryota, Metazoa, Chordata, Actinopteri, Salmoniformes, Salmonidae.